Molecule: messenger RNA, 3207 nt
Organism: Mycosarcoma maydis (corn smut)
Lineage: Eukaryota; Fungi; Basidiomycota; Ustilaginomycetes; Ustilaginales
Exons: 1
Coding region: 1-3207 (1068 amino acids)
Biological process (GO): mitochondrial DNA repair; double-strand break repair via alternative nonhomologous end joining; lagging strand elongation
Cellular component (GO): DNA ligase III-XRCC1 complex
Molecular function (GO): DNA binding; ATP binding; DNA ligase (ATP) activity
Source: RefSeq, a predicted model, not a curated record
AUGGCCCCAUCUAGGAAGCGGGUCGAUGGGUCAGACCAGCCUUUGACACGCACGAAGAAACAGAAAUCUGGACAGCAGUUAGCUCUAACGUCGUUCUUCACUAGUCCUUCAUCCGUGUCAAAACCGACGUUUGUAGCAGGAGAGCCAACCUCUCCGACGCCAAGCGUAGCCAAAGCCAAGCAGAAGCAAGAGCACAUCGUUGUGCACAUUGACGGCAAACCGGAUGAGGUAGGAUCGAACGAGGCAGUCGCGUCCCAGGAGGAAAAGGAUGCUGCUUUUGCGAUACAGCUGGCUGCUCAAGAGGCAGGAGUCUCGACUGCUGAGUAUCGAUUGUGCAUCAAGGGCGAUGAGGAUCUGGCAAGACGUCUACACGAGCAGUGGUCCGGACAAGAUGAGGAAAAUAUCAAGGAUCGCGAGAGCAGCACAAAAGCUGAUACAUCGUCUCCGCUUCAAGGGCAUGCAACACCCACAGCCCCCGCUUCUCCUGGCAAGAAACCAGGUGCAACACAAAAGCCCGUCGAUCUGGCGGCACUGGAUGCAUCCAUACAGGCAAUCCGUUUGGGUGACGAUAUCUUUGUUUUUGAUCCUUGGACUAUCGAUACCUCUUCAUGGCCUGUGACUAGCAACAAGCACGGUGUUCUUGCGCCCACUACUCCGUAUGCGCUCUUGACGCACGCAUUUGUGCUUAUCACGGCGACGCGAUCCCGACUAGCGAUCACCAGCGUGCUCACCAAUCUGCUUCGCACGGUGCGUGCUCAUGAUCCGGAAUCGCUACUUGCCACCGUCUAUCUUGUUAGCAACCAUAUUGCGCCGCCCUAUGACGGCGUUGAGCUCGGGCUGGGUGGAUCGAUCAUCAACAAGGCUAUCAAGUCGGUUACGGGCAAAUCGGCAAGAUUCAUGAAGCAGGUGUGGGACAGGACCGGCGAUCCUGGCGAUGUCGCGUACGAGGCCAAGAAGGAUGUCAAGGCGCUUGUUCGUCCAGCUCCUAUUACAGUGCAGCGUCUGUUUUCGAAUUUGCAUAGCAUCGCGCGGCUGAGUGGGGCGGGAAGUGCGAACCAGAAGCUGGGAUAUGUAACCAAGCUGCUUGUUGCGAGCCGUGGUGAAGAGACGCGCUUCCUGGUGCGAACGUUUAUUAGUCAUUUACGUAUCCAAGCGGUACGAACGACGAUAGCGACUGCACUGGCACGCACGUUUGCGCUCGUUGAAGAGAGAGCGACGCUGGUCGAACCUAGCAAUGCAAAAGAAAAGGAGAGAGCAUCGCUGCUUCUGGUACAUCCGAACGAGCGCCGAGGCUUGCUGGCAAACGCUGUCAAGCCCAAAGAGCGCCAAGAUGCACAGCGUCUUGCGCUGAUGGAGCGCCUAACACGUGCCGAAAAGCUGGUCCGUGAGGUGCGCGCGCGACACCCCAACUUUGGCGUGAUCGUUCCAUCGCUACUUGAACACGGGCUAGCAGGCUUGUCGGAGCAUGUUCCACUUCGCAUCGGGACACCCAUAUCACCGAUGUUGGGGUCUAUCACGCGAUCGCUGGGCGCAAUGCACGAAAAGCUCGGACCAAGAGCCUUCGUGUCCGAGUUCAAGUACGACGGGCAGAGAUGUCAGAUUCACGCGAUCUAUGUACCGCGAAGUGCUGGACUGGAAGCGCGCAAAAGCAUCAAGGAUGGUGAUGCAACCAAAUGUGGAAAAUGGGUGGGGAAGAACGGCGAGAUAUACGUGAGGCUGUUCUCGAGGCACCUGGAAGAGAUGACGGAAAAGUAUCCGGACAUCACAGAUAUGGUACCCAUCUUGAUGGGUCAGGAGAGCGAGUCGGAUGCUAACAUCGGUGGGAGCGCUUUCAUAGACACGUCCAGCUGUCCAAGCAAGCAGCGACUACAAGACGCAACGGAAGCAGAAGUGGGUGUCAAGGCACAACAGGCGGGCGCGCAGAAAGCGCAAGGCAGAGGACAGGCCAUCACUUCGUUCAUCAUGGACGCCGAGGUGGUGGCGAUGGAUUUGGAGGGGCGCUUGCUGCCUUUCCAGACGCUGGCGAAUCGCAGUCGAAAGGAUGUGAAUUUGCACGAUAUCAAGGUGAAAGUGGGCGUGUUUGCAUUUGACCUGAUGUAUCUGGACGGCGAGUCGUUGCUCAAGUCUUCCUUUCGAACUCGACGCAGACUGUUGCAUAGCCGGUUUCUUGCUCUGUUUGCGCAGAGCGCGCUGAUCGCGCGUUUCGCGCACGUACGCUCGUGCGAGAGUACAGACGCGGACGAGGUGGCGCGCUUCUUUGCGCAGGCACAAGAGUACAAGUGUGAAGGGAUCAUGGUCAAGUCACUGGAUCACCACUGGGAAGCUCCUCCGACUAGAACGGAGGCAAGCGACGACGACGUUGGCAAUCCGUCGGGUCGGCUGCAAAAGCUGGCCGAUGUGGUAGAGGAUGACCUGGCGAUGGACAACGAAGACGAAGCGAUACAGACGCUAAGGGAUGGCGACGAUGACAAGCAUAGCGGAGGGAAUGCAGCGGAAUCGAUGAUGGCACGAACCGAGUUGGGAAAGGGCGUCAACGGACGAGGCAAGGCGCUGUUGUCGACGUACGAGCCGGACAAGCGAUGCGAGUCGUGGCUCAAGGUCAAGAAGGACUACGUGGACGGGCUGGGUGACUCGCUAGACUUGGUACCGAUUGGUGCGUGGCACGGCAUGGGACGCAAAGCGACGUGGUGGUCGCCGAUGCUGCUUGCUCUGUACGAUCCGAGCAGAGGAGUGCUACAGGCGGUGUGCAAGUGCAUUUCGGGAUUCACCGAUGCGUUUUACAAGGAGCUCAAUGUGCGGUACGCGGAAGGCAGCGAGACAUGUGUAAGAGCAGAGUACGGAAAAGGCUCACCGUUUGGAAUCGAGCUCGAGACAGGCUCGCUUUGGCCAGACGUGUGGUGGAAGCCGAGCGAGGUGUGGGAGAUUCGAGGAGCCGACGUGACGAUCAGUCCAAACUACACUGCGGCGUUGGGGCUGGUGAGCGAAGAACGAGGCCUGUCGAUCCGGUUUCCACGAUUCAUUCAGCGCCGAGAGGACAAGACAAUCGAGCAAGCUAGCACACCUGCCAGCUUAGCCAAGAUCUACUUUGAACAGCAAAACGCAGCGCCCGCAGCUGCGCAGCACGGAGAGAAGGCAGAGCAAGACGCUGCGAGUGACGACGAAGGCGGACAGCUUGCCACUGCUGCGGACGACGGAUUCGAGUUCUGA